Osmia bicornis bicornis is the source of this 1269-nucleotide messenger RNA. It is a transcript of the gene Rad51D, whose product is annotated as DNA repair protein RAD51 homolog 4. The record is from RefSeq and is a predicted model, not a curated record. Bases 153 to 1109 code for a protein of 318 amino acids. Gene Ontology annotation, cellular component: centrosome; Rad51B-Rad51C-Rad51D-XRCC2 complex; replication fork. The transcript has 5 exons. Gene Ontology annotation, molecular function: single-stranded DNA binding; ATP binding; four-way junction DNA binding. Gene Ontology annotation, biological process: reciprocal meiotic recombination; telomere maintenance; DNA strand invasion. NCBI's taxonomy places the organism in Eukaryota, Metazoa, Arthropoda, Insecta, Hymenoptera, Megachilidae.
UGCUGAAUCUGCGAUUGGUUGGAAGCAACCGGAUACUUGGCAACGUGGCAGUGUGAAAUGUUCCUGAUUGGUUACUGGUAUAAAAACUAUAGGGAUUAUGGUAUAAUACAUGUAACUUGUAAAUACUGAUUCAAGAAUCUAUAAUCUCGAACAUGACGGAAUUAAGUUCAAAUGUAGAUUCGAAAUUAUCAAGCUCUGUAAUACAACAAUUACAGCGGAAACAUAUUUGUACUGUUAUGCAAUUUAUAGAUGAAGAUUCUGAAAAAUUAGUAACGUGUACAGGAUUUCCGCUUAAGGAUAUACUUGAAAUCAAGAGAAAUAUAUUACAAAAAUAUGGAGGUACAGUAAAAAGUGCCUUUGACUUGUUCAAAAUUGAACAAAAUAAUAUAAUUUCUACCAAUGUAUCAAGUUUAGAUAAUUUAUUAGAAGGUGGAUUAUAUCCUGGUCAAAUAUAUGAAGUAUGUGGUGUAUCCUCGAGUGGAAAAACCCAGUUAUGUUUAACAAUUGCAAGUAAUAUUGCACUUGAGCCUAAUAAUAUUGUAAGGUACAUUGAUACAAAGAGGGAUUUUUCUGGUUCAAGAAUAGAACAAAUAUUGUUAAAAAGGAAUUAUAAUAAACAGGUUAGGGAUGAAGUUAUGAACCGCAUCAGAGUAUGUUGCAUAUACAAAUUAAGUCAAUUGUUAAAAAUUUUACGGUUGUUAACAAUUGCUUUAAAAGAAGAAAAAGCAGAAUAUCGAACAAGGAUUAUAAUUAUUGAUUCAUUGCCAGGAAUAAUUUUCAAGUUUUCUAAGAGUAAUGAAACAACAAUUGCACUGAAUCGUGUAGCAAAUAUGUGCCAUUUUAUUGCUAAUGAAUUUCAUUUAUCGAUUAUUACUGUCAAUGUGAUUACUCAAUGGAAUUAUGAAGUAGGAUCAACCAGUACAGAUUCAGCUGGAAAUUGCAAUGAAGUGACUCCUGCAUUAGGAAAGUAUUGGUCGCACGUUCCUAAUACAAGACUGUUGAUAAAGAAAAUUGGAUUUGAAGAUAGAAAAAUUUCUGUAUGGAAAAGUUUUCAACUGGAACCAAAUCUAUCGUGCAUUCUAACUAUAAAUGAUAGUGGUAUUUUAUGAUCUUGAAUAUACCAUGUCUGGAAUGUAUUUGUAUUGUUAUCUAGAUGUUAAAGUACUUUUUUAUAUAUAAUAACUAAUUGUAAAAAUAUUUGUUUUUUGUUAGCAAGUAUUUUACAGAAUUCUAAAUAACUUUUCAAUUGUGCAAAGAUUAUACAAUUUU